Molecule: messenger RNA, 1395 nt
Organism: Cebus imitator (Panamanian white-faced capuchin)
Lineage: Eukaryota; Metazoa; Chordata; Mammalia; Primates; Cebidae
Gene: GALM
Product: galactose mutarotase
Exons: 5
Coding region: 405-1211 (268 amino acids)
Biological process (GO): beta-D-galactose catabolic process via UDP-galactose, Leloir pathway; glucose metabolic process
Molecular function (GO): carbohydrate binding; aldose 1-epimerase activity
Source: RefSeq, a predicted model, not a curated record
ACCAACAUGAAUGACCAGCUCAUUGCAUGUUGAGGUGCGGGGAGAUGGGGGUACAACACUGUCAACUCAGGAUUUGAGUUUAGAAAGACUACAGGCCCCGAAAUGCAAUUUCACCUGCCAAAAACUACCAUUCCCAACAUGCAAUGCAACCUGGGAGAGCCAAGGAAAAAAACCUUGCAAGCGUGGCUGCAAAGUUUGCCCCUCUUGUUACCCUCAGGCAAAAGAAUGAUUUCGAAAGGCCCAAGGGCUAUUUUUUGCAGGAGCGGUCACUCCCUAAAUCCAGGCAAGGAAAGGGAGGAGUCGGAGCCGAGUCACGCCCCUUUCCCUGUAAACUCAGGUCGCCCCUAGCUUAACACGCUGGAGUCUGAAGAGCGGACAGUAGCCGCACACCCCAAACUUUCCCCAUGGGUUCGGUUACCAGAGCCGUGUUUGGAGAGCUGCCCUCGGGAGGAGGGACAGUGGAGAAGUUCCGGCUGCAGUCUGACCUCCUGAGAGUGGACAUCAUCUCCUGGGGCUGCACAAUCACAGCCAUAGAGGUCAAAGACAGGCAGGGGAGAGCCUCAGACGUGGUGCUUGGCUUCGCCGACCUGGAAGGAUACCUCCAAAAGCAGCCAUACUUUGGAGCAGUUGUUGGGAGGGUGGCCAACCGAAUCGCCAAAGGAACCUUCAAGGUGGAUGGGAAGGAGUAUCACCUGGCCCUUAACAAGGAACCCAACAGCCUGCAUGGAGGAGUCAGAGGGUUUGAUAAGGUGCUCUGGACCCCUCGGGUGCUGUCCAAUGGCGUCCAGUUCUCGCGCGUCAGUCCAGACGGUGAGGAAGGCUACCCCGGAGAGUUAAAAGUCUGGGUGACAUACACCCUGGAUGGCGGGGAGCUCAUGGUUAACUAUAGAGCACAGGCUAGUCAGGCCACACCAGUCAAUCUGACCAACCAUUCUUACUUCAACCUGGCAGGCCAGGGUUCUCCGAAUAUAUAUGACCAUGAAGUCACCAUAGAAGCGGAUACGUAUUUGCCUGUGGAUGAAACCCUGAUUCCUACAGGAGAAGUGGCCCCAGUGCAAGGAACUGCAUUCGACCUGAGAAAGCCAGUGGAGCUUGGAAAACACCUGCAGGACUUCCAUCUCAAUGGUUUUGACCACAAUUUCUGUCUGAAGGGAUCUAAAGAAAAGCAUUUUUGUGCAAGGUCAGAUAUUUUUCACUUCCUGAGUCUGUAAGAAAGAAACCGACACCAACUCCUAUUUUCCUUUGGAGCUUUUCCUCUGGCCAUAUCAAUAGCAUUUACUAUGCUACAGGUAACCCAGUACCACAUUCCAUAUCUUCUCAAAGCUCCUGUGGUACAGGUGAGCUCUGUAGAAUUCAUCCCCCUCCUCCUACCUCCCAUUACCCAUAUUCCUCCAC